AUGCAGAUGGAAGCUGCAGAUGCAACUCACCCCAAGGAGAAGAAGGACAAGGAACACGCCAAAGAGGCCAAACCGGCGAAGGAAAAGAAGGACAAGAAGGAGAAGAAAGAAAAGAGCAAGGAGAAGAAAGAGAAGGUCGGAGAGGUAACUGACACGGCCAAGCUGAGGGCAAAGCUAGAGAAGAUCGAUGUGAAAAUCGAUGACCUGAAGGCGAAGAAGCAGGAGAUUGUGGCUCGACUCCUCGAGCUCGAGGGUAAGGCAGCAGAGGCUGCAGCACCAGCGAGCGGCUGAGGUUUCGACAGGUUGUUGCCUUGAGAAGAAUGAAACAGCUUUCAGGCAAUGCAUGCAGCUAGUGACAUCUUAUUAUUGUUCUUUCGAUUGGCAUAUUAUUGUGCUUUAAUCUUCCUGGAGCUACAUAUUUGCAUCCAGCAUUGCAUGAUCAUCUAGAUUUGGUGCACACAAGUGUCCACCUUGUAUCGAAUCCGUGGUAAACUGUGGCAUGAAUGUACCUCUUAAAGAUCUUUGGUAUUGAUGUAUCGAAGUUUGCAUUUGUUUUUUCAUUAAGUGAGGAGCAGAGUGUGAAACUCUGCUGGCCAUUGCUGCUCACAUGACAAUACAAUGAACUGCGCUUCACAUGACAAUACGAUGAACGCACACAAAAUCUAAAUACCAAAGAACAUAUCAUAAGUAGUAAGAACGAGAAACUGGGGGCCUCAGUGGGAGGAGCUUCAGAACAAUCUCCAAAAUUCCAAGGUUUCCAAGAUUUGAAUGAAAAUACUAGUAGCAACAUAGAAAUUAUAGUAUAAUAACCAUAUAACACACUCAAUUCACAAAUAGUGGUGAACGCAGUGAUAGCACAACUUAUAUUUUUUACAGAAACGAGUGGCACAAUCCAAGCAAGUACUGAUAUUAACAUCCAUCUAGGCACAACCUCACCUCACACAUAGUAUAAGAAUAAGCUGUAUGUACUUAAAAGUAUGCGUAUAAAA
This is a messenger RNA of Aegilops tauschii subsp. strangulata, 989 nucleotides long. The record is from RefSeq and is a predicted model, not a curated record. NCBI's taxonomy places the organism in Eukaryota, Viridiplantae, Streptophyta, Magnoliopsida, Poales, Poaceae.